Molecule: messenger RNA, 2949 nt
Organism: Phascolarctos cinereus (koala)
Lineage: Eukaryota; Metazoa; Chordata; Mammalia; Diprotodontia; Phascolarctidae
Gene: TIPARP
Product: TCDD inducible poly(ADP-ribose) polymerase
Cellular component (GO): nucleus
Molecular function (GO): metal ion binding; NAD+ poly-ADP-ribosyltransferase activity
Source: RefSeq, a predicted model, not a curated record
GCCUGCCUUCUCCUCACGCUCCGCCCCUAGUCGUGAGGGGGCCGGGAGAGUGGUUUACAGGAAACACUUUAAAACAGCUUAGCCAGUGAGACUGGGCCAGCGGAGCCAGGCAGAGAGGCUGCUUCCACGCGAAAGCAGUGGGCUCCAACACACUCAGCCCUGGGCAUGGUGUCUCAGUGGAGCCGAGAACCGGGAGCCUGCGCGCCCUAGAUGCCCAGGCUACUGCUGUUGGUGCGGCUGCACGUCCUCCCAGUGGCCAGCCCGGCCAGCCUGCCCCCAGCCAGUCGGCUCCAGCUCCGGACAGCCUGGGGGGUGGGGGAAUCGGGAGCAUAUUUUUUCAGGCUCGCCUAACCUCUGUGGGGAGCCGCAGCAGCGCCUAUCACGUCCCUCGCGGUGCCGGCUGCCUCUGCCCCUCGGUGCCCCGCAGCUGCUGGUGCAGGUUCUGGUCUGAUCUUUGAAUAGUAAAGAAGGUGACCCUGUACUUCAUAAAAGAUGGAAGCCGAGUCAGGGACAGCCUGUAUUGUCCAGCCUCAUUGUCCUCCUGAUGAGUUUCCUUGUCAGAUGAGACUAUCUGAGAAGAUUGCUCCAGUGAAGACUUGUUUCAAGAAGAAGCAAGUUCAGAAGAGACUCAGCACAGGAACCUUAAGAACCUUGAGGCCAAUUUUAAACACCUUAUUAGAAUCAGGGUCCCUUGAUGACGUUUUCAUGCCUAUGAACCCAAGUGGAGAUGGUAGUAGCAGUCUGUGCCAGCCAACUGUGAAAAAACCAUUGGGAAUGAAUUCAGCAUGCCCACCAGUGGGCAGUGAUAUGAGCAUUCUUCUAUCUGGAGGGGCGGAUGUCAGGAGACCAGUACCAGAAGCUGAUCCUUCCUCAGAGGAUACAGAGCAGGUGGUUCCAUCCCAAGAUCAUGGCUUCCCAUCAGAAACUACCAAUGGAACUGUGCCCGAUCCUGCUCUGGGACCCUUCCAGGAUCCCCUCUUGCAUGCAGCCACCAGCGAUGUCCCUAUCAGUCCUGACUGUGCAGAGAAGGCAAUGGAUUGUAUUCCUGGUUUGUUUCAGCAGGACAAUUAUGCCCUCCAGUACAACUUAAACACCAGCAACAAGUUGAAUACUGGACUCUUCCAGGGUAAGAGUGAGGAAGCUUCCCUCGAUCUGGUAUUUGAACUGUUGAACCAGUUACAAUACCAUACGCAUCAGGAGAAUGGGAUUGAGAUUUGCAUGGAUUUCUUGCAGGGCAGUUGUGUUUAUGGUAGUGACUGCUUAAAACAUCACACAGUCUUGCCCUACCACUGGCAAGUCAAGAGGACGGCCAGUCAAACAUGGCAGAGUGUGACCAACGAUUCUCAGGAGCACUUGGAAAGACUCUUCUGCAACCCAGACAAUGACAGAGUUAGACUCAAGUACAGGGGACAUGAAUUUUGGGCGGAUUUGAAUGCAAUGAGUGUGUAUGAGACAACUGAAUUUGACCAAAUUCGAAGACUAUCCACACCUUCUUCUUUCAAUGUCAAUUCCAACUACCACACAGUCUGGAAGUAUUUCUGCAGAGAUCACUUUGGCUGGCGAGAAUACCCAGAGUCUAUUGUUCAACAGUCUGUUAUUCGACUGAUAGAAGAAACCAGCUUCCGGGGCCUGAGGGAGGUCCGAUUCUCGAUGUUGCAUCACCAAUACAUUCUGAACAUCAAGGAUAACUACCAGCAAAGCUUUUUCUCGCGAAGGAUAAUGAAAAAGCGACCCCUCUUGCGGUCCUGUCUGGUGCUGAUGCCUUAUCUCCAGACCCUUGGUGGUAUGCCCCCAUUGCCUCUUCCUGCAGCGGAAACAGCCUCAUCCCAGGUCUUCUGUCCAUCCGUAGUUACCUCGGCAAAUUUUUAUCCUGAGACCUGGAUUGCUAUGGAUCCAUCUCAGGACUUCAUCCAAGUGCCUGUUUCCAAGGAGGACAAAAGCUAUCGAACCAUCUACAAUCUCUUUCAUAAGACUGUGCCUGAGAUUAAAUAUAGAAUCUUGAAAAUCCUGAGAGUGCAGAACCAGUUUCUUUGGGAAAAAUAUAAAAGGAAAAAGGAAUAUAUGUCUAAGAAAGCCAAUGACAUUAGCAGAAUAAUGAAUGAGCGGCAUCUCUUCCAUGGGACAUCCCAAGAUGUGGUGGAUGGCAUCUGUAAGCACAACUUUGACCCGCGUGUGUGUGGCAAACAUGCUACCAUGUUCGGACAAGGCAGUUAUUUUGCAAGGAAGGCGAGCUAUUCCCACAGCUUCUCUAAGAGGUCCCCCAAAGGGGUCCAUUUUAUGUUUCUGGCAAAAGUGCUAACUGGAAGAUACACAGUAGGCAACCACAAUAUGAGAAGACCACCUCCAGUGAAUCCAGACAGCAUAACCAGUGACCUGUAUGACUCCUGCGUGGAUAAUUACUUUGAGCCUCAGAUUUUUGUCAUUUUUAAUGAUGAUCAGAGCUACCCAUAUUUUGUUAUCCAGUAUGAAGAAGUCAGUAACACCGUCACCAUUUGAAAAUCCUUGAUACUGCUAAAUUAUUUGAAAAAAUUGAAACAACACUUGCCAUUCUUCAGCCCUGUAAUUUCUAUCCUGGUCUUCGAGAUUUUUCAAGGAUCAAGGCCUAUAUCUGGUGCACACUGCUUAGAUCGGGCUCUUUCACCCACAAGAGGAAGGGAAAAGUACAAAUGGAGACAGCCAGAGUGACUGAUGAACAUGCCUGCAUCCAGGCCCUGACCCCCAAGGAGUUCUACAAAGACUCACGUGCAGCCUUAUCUGACCCACUUGAGAUGGGCGAACUUGUAAGUAGCCCCAGCUCUCUUUGUCUGACUCCAUGUAAACCCACACAGCCCCAAUCUGUGGGCCAUCUGGUGGUCAGACCACGCUUAUCUGGAUAAAACUGAGCUUCUGGGAAAAUUCUUUUCUUCUGUUAUGAACUCUAUGAACUCUAUAAUAAAGUAGUCACUUGUC